This is a messenger RNA of Cryptosporidium ubiquitum, 984 nucleotides long. RefSeq lists its product as uncharacterized. Gene Ontology annotation, cellular component: F-actin capping protein complex. Bases 1 to 984 code for a protein of 327 amino acids. The record is from RefSeq and is a predicted model, not a curated record. The transcript has 4 exons. Gene Ontology annotation, biological process: barbed-end actin filament capping. Lineage: Eukaryota; Apicomplexa; Conoidasida; Eucoccidiorida; Cryptosporidiidae.
AUGGACGAUUCAUUAGAAUUUACAUUAGAAUAUUAUUUUGAAGAUUCAGAAAGAGGGCAAGCUGCAAUUGAACGAAUUUCAAAGGAUCAUCUAGAAAAAUUCUCACUUUUAGUCCCAAUAAGAAAUUUGGAUAUAAAUUUAGAUGCCACUUUUUGGGGCGUAAUUAGCAAGUAUUCAAGAGUUUAUGAAGAAAAUCAAACAGAGAAUAAAAUAUACAAGUAUUUAGAUCCAUUACUUUCUAUUAAGAUAGUUAUUCAACCGAGCAUGCUAGGAGUUAUUGAUAUUGAAAAAAUAGAAAUUUCUUCAAAAUCCAAACUUGGUUAUUUUCGUAAAGAACUUGAAAACGUAUUUCUUGAUACCCAAUUAUUGAAUUUUGUCAAAGAGGUUGAAAGCAAUUUAGGAGAUGAACAAGGAAACUACUCUGAAAAGUUCGAUUUUAAAGAUUUUAAAGUCCCUUUAAGAAGAACCGUUGUUUACGAUUCUGAACUUAUCCCAAAUAUAAGUCAAGGUAAAAAAGAAACACUAAUAAUAGUGAGAGCAUCAGCUAAUUUAAAAUAUUGCUCUAACAAAACUGGAUCUUGGCACAGUGAAUGGAAAUUUGAAUUUCCUGAAAAUGAUUCACAGGAAACUUUAAAAUGGAUUGGAAGUAUAUAUAUGCAUUCCUAUAACUCAGAGUGUGGAAAUUCUCACUUUGUUUAUAAGAAUGAUAACAUAAUCGUAAAUAUCGUCUCUAAUAAGCAUUCCUCAAAAGAACUUAUAAAGGACCCAUCACUUUUUGCAAAGCUAUCUUCAACAAUGAUCUCUGAAAAAGAAAGAUAUAUCCAGUCGAAGAUUAAUGAUUCGGUUUCACUAUUCAAAAACAAGUAUAUAAAAAAAUUGAGGAGAAUACUACCUAUAAAUCCUAUAAAAUUUGACUGGGGAAGGUGUUACAACUCUUUACAAGACCCACUAAAUGAGUCUAUACUGAAUAACACGAAUUUCUAA